Lycium ferocissimum is the source of this 722-nucleotide messenger RNA. RefSeq lists its product as uncharacterized. Gene Ontology annotation, biological process: dolichol-linked oligosaccharide biosynthetic process; protein N-linked glycosylation. The record is from RefSeq and is a predicted model, not a curated record. The coding region runs from base 79 to 639 and encodes 186 amino acids. NCBI's taxonomy places the organism in Eukaryota, Viridiplantae, Streptophyta, Magnoliopsida, Solanales, Solanaceae. Gene Ontology annotation, molecular function: UDP-N-acetylglucosamine-dolichyl-phosphate N-acetylglucosaminephosphotransferase activity. The transcript is spliced from 2 exons.
UACCUAACAAAAUCACAAAUUAAUAAAAAACAAAUAUUAAAAGACUCACAAGUGACACAGAAACGUUAGAGUGAAACCAUGGCAGCUAAAAAGCGACCGUCAACGGCGGCGCCGGCGAAUAUCACAGGCGUGAACUCGCCGGAAAAACCUAAAUCCGGUGACACGUCAGCUGAUCCUCCUAUAGCGCCGGCAAAAGUAUACUUAAUAUUCAAAAUGUCAUUAAUAUUCAUAAUCCCUUACUUCUACUUGAUAUUCUAUCACUACAAAAUCGAAUCGGAGCUCCGAAAAUCGAUUCUCAUCAAUGCAAUUGUUAGUUUGAUCGGAUUUUUUGUUACGGUUACUAUGAUUCCUGUUGCAUCUAAGUAUGUGUUGAGAAGGAAUUUGUUUGGUUAUGAUAUUAACAAAAAAGGCACUCCUCAAGGCUCUAUUAAAGUACCUGAGUCACUGGGUAUUAUUGUUGGGGCUGUGUUCUUGGUCGUUGCUAUCCUGUUUCAAUAUUUCAACUUCACAGCUGAUUCAGAUGUAAGUAAAGUUGCGAGCUUUGCGGUUUUUGGAGUUUUUGAGUCUUUGAGAUUUGUUAAAGAUGAUCUGCUUUACGUCUUGAUAACUGCUUUUGUUGAUUUACUUUUUCUGACAUAGUGUUAUGUGUUCUUUUUUUGCUUGCGGAUCAUGAGAAAUUUGUGAGAACUUCUAACUGUUACUAGUAUGAUAAAAAAUAAGAG